Molecule: messenger RNA, 587 nt
Organism: Porites lobata
Lineage: Eukaryota; Metazoa; Cnidaria; Anthozoa; Scleractinia; Poritidae
Source: the annotation of a GenBank genome assembly
AUGGCUGUAUUAGCGGUGGAAAAAUAUCACGCGUUAUUGAAGUAUUAUAGAACCGGACUGCGCUUAAGAGAAGACAACGUAAAGAAGGCGAUCGCUUGCAUUUGGGAGCCAAGCGUUCUUAUAUGCCUCCCAGCAACCGUUCCUUAAAGAAUGGAGCGAAACUUAUAAGACCUGUAUUGAUACCUACAUUCUGUACUUAAAUCAAGCUAGCAUUAGAUGCAGUUGCAUGGUUUGUUCAACUGUCGAUCAUAAUAUACUGCUAUGGAUCCUUGACAAGGGGACUUUAUUUCAGCAAAACAGUGUGUCGAGACACAGAUGGAGAAAGGAGAUCUGAGAAGAAGAAACUUGUUAUCACGUUCAUAUUGGUAACUUUUGGAUUUUUUAUGGGUUAGACACCAACCCUAGUUUCUUACGUGAUCAUUCCAUCAGGAGAUGGAACAACAGACGUUAGUUUUUACGCUCAACUUACGACUGUGGCUGAUUUUGUAUUCGUUGUAAGUUUAUGUUUCAACCCUUUUAUCUACGCUUUUCGCAGCACUAAUUUUAAAGAACGGUUCAAACGAGUAAUUUUAUGUAGAAAUCCCUAA